Molecule: messenger RNA, 3727 nt
Organism: Habropoda laboriosa
Lineage: Eukaryota; Metazoa; Arthropoda; Insecta; Hymenoptera; Apidae
Gene: Gyg
Exons: 10
Coding region: 95-3721 (1208 amino acids)
Cellular component (GO): cytoplasm
Molecular function (GO): glycosyltransferase activity
Source: RefSeq, a predicted model, not a curated record
GUGCGUACGACUUCUUGUCAGUUGUGCGGGCAUCGGCAAGUAUUAAGUGUAUAAAAUCUGUCCAUCGAAAAAGAAACAAAGUUUCUUUGCAACAAUGAGUGGAUACGCCUGGGUUACGUUGGCUACCAACGACGCUUAUUCUCUGGGAGCGUUAGUUUUGGCCCACUCUCUACGUCGGGUUGAUACCAAGUACGAAUUGGCUGUUUUGAUUACUCCUGGAGUAACACAAACGAUGAGGGAAAAAUUAUCAGCAGUCUUUUCUCUAGUAAUGGAAGUAAAUGUGCUUGACUCAAAGGAUGAAGCUAAUUUGGCACUUUUAGCUAGACCAGAGUUGGGUAUUACAUUUACCAAACUGCAUUGCUGGAGAUUGACUCAAUAUGAGAAAUGUGUCUUUCUUGAUGCAGAUACACUUGUUGUCAAAAAUUGUGAUGAAUUGUUUGAAAGAGAAGAACUGUCUGCUGCUCCUGAUGUGGGUUGGCCUGAUUGUUUCAAUUCUGGUGUAUUUGUAUACAGACCAUCUCAACAAACCUUUGCUUCUAUUACCGCAUUUGCCGCUGCUAAUGGUUCAUUUGAUGGUGGUGACCAAGGUCUAUUGAAUAUGUACUUCAGUGACUGGUCCAGAAAAUAUUUGUCCACACAUUUACCAUUUAUCUACAAUAUGUGUUCUACUGCUGCAUAUUCUUAUCUUCCUGCAUUCAAACAGUUUAGAGAUGAUGUUAGAAUAAUACAUUUCAUUGGUAUUACAAAACCAUGGUUACAGUAUUUUGACACCUUAACUGGUAUUGUUCAACCACCAAUGGGCUCUGCACAUUUACAACCAUUGUUGCAAUUAUGGUGGAAUAUAUUUUGUGAAAAAGUGCAUUCUCAGUUAUCACCUAUUAUGGCUACCAGCACAUUGGCACCAAUUUGGCACGAAUUUUCUCCUAUACCUUAUGAAUCCCCUAUUCCAAGAAGCCCUGUUUAUACAGACAUACAAGACAAAACACAGAAUGACAUUUAUCUAGAACCACCAGAUUUCACAGAGUUUCGAGAUCCAUGGGAAAAUUAUUGUGUACAAAAUGAUCCAAUUAUUUAUAAAGCAGAAGACAAUCAACCUCAACAGUAUUAUUCCACAUUCAACAGUUCUCCAUCUGUGUCUAUGUUAAAUGAUCAGUUUAAUUACUUAAAAUCUGUUCAUCAGACUCAUUAUGAAACACCAGCAGAACAUAGUAGGGAAUUCUAUCAUAAACAACACCAUAACGAAUAUAAUUCUUCUUCACAUGUUCAACAUCAUCAUAAUCAGGAACAAUCUAAUCAAUUUAUUAAUAAAAAUGAACAACAACAUUUGUUUUUUCCUUCUGAAGAUACAUCAAGUUCAAAUAUUCAAACUAACCACUGGCAAAAUCAGCACAGUAUAGAAAAUUGUAUACCUGUACAUAGUGUACAAAGUCACCAUUCCAAUGAAUCUCAACAUCAAUAUGUUGACUAUCAAUACACUCCACAAAGUUCUUGCAAUGAUAGUAACAGACUAGUAUCAGGAGAUAUAAAACAAAAUCAACAUGUUGACUACCAACAUACUCCUCAACAUUCCCUUAAUGAUAAUAACAAAUCAUUGUCAGAAGAAACAAAACAACAUCAACAUAAUGAACCUUAUAUUAAUCAUCAAUGUAAUCACUACCAAAUGUAUGAUAAUGUAAAUAAUAAACAGCCUACUCAACAUUAUGAACACGAGAAUCAAAAAUCUUUAAAUGUCAAUAUUGAUCACAAUCAAACUAUGCAGAGUAAUGUAGCUUAUCAAAAUGAUCCUCCAAUUAAGCAAAGUACUGAACAAAAUGAUAAUGUAAACAUUACAGACGAACGGACUAACGCACUCAUAUCUACUAGUCCUCAUCCUCCAUCCAAACCUUGUACAGAUAUCCACAAUGUAGCAACGCAAUCUGACCCACACAUAACGGAUGAUCUAAAUAGUUCAAAUGGUGGUCUUGCUGGUGCCUUGGCUCAAAUGACAUUAGGUGAACCCAGAAGCGCUGAACAAAUUGCGUUAGAAGAACAUAUGCGAAAGCAGAGUUGGGAACAGGGUCAAAUUGACUAUAUGGGUCGUGAUAGCUUUGACAAUAUCUGGAAAAAAAUUUGCGAAACACUCGCCCUUGCACCCCCGCGAUUACCAUCUCCUCCUAAAGAAAUAGAAAAGCUUGAAAAAACUGCAACUGACAAGACUGAAGAACCUGUUAAAUCUGCUGAAUCUACUCAAUCUCUUGAAUCUAUAGAUGAAGUGGAUAAAGGAACUGCUCAGGCAACAACCAGUCAUACGGAAGAACAAUCUCUAGUUAACAACGUUCCUAUAACAAACGUACCUAAAUUAUCAGAGAAGAAUGAACAAGUUAUUAAUGCUACAUCUUCUACAAAAAGGGGUGAAGAUGAUAUUCUCCAAAAGUUUUCAACAAAAUCAGAAAGUGAAUUGCUUGAUAUAUUUGUGGAUUCUUCUCCUACAAACUUUUCAAUACAAACAUCUAAUAAAGAAGUUGCAGAACUUUAUUCAAGUUCACUAGUAAAAGAAGUCCCCCCUCAACAAACAGCAGUGCCUAUAGUAUCAUCUGACAUAGUUCAAUCUUGUUCAAUUGGAGAACAAAAAGUAAUUAGUUCAACAAAGGAAUUUGAGAGCAAUAUAAGGAAUAUAGAAGAUCUUGAAAUUACAAUUGAUAGCCAAGAAACAAAGCAACUGGACAUUAGAGACGAAAAACACGCGAAAGAAUUGUCAACUGCUUCUGAAAUUCUAACAGUUAGUCCCGUCCCGAUACAAGUUGCAGAAUCUGUGCUUCAAGUGGAACCAAAAGAGUCUAUGUCAGAUUCUCAAGUAAUGUCGCAAGAAGUUCUUUCUUCCACGAUAACACCCGUUCAUUUAACAGAAGCAGAAGAUAAAGUGCACAUAAACAGUUCAACACCUUCUAUGCAAAAUAAAGAAAUAUUAAGUUUAAACAAUACUUCAUCUGUAAAAAGUAUUGACACUGCCAAUAAAUUAAGUGAAUCAUCUACAAAAACAGGGGAUCUUUCACAAAUUUUAUUGCCUGUAGAACAAACUCAACCUCAGCUUGCAGAAUCACCCAUAUUACCUUUGAGUAUUUCACAAUAUUUAAGAACAUCAGGAGAAUGGGCAGAAAAACAAAUAACAGAAUCUGUACAGCAAAGUAAAGAAAGUGAAAGUUGCAUGAAAGAUACAGUGCAACCAAUUGGAACUUCAGUACAAUAUGAAGAAACUAAAACAUCAUCAUCAGGCCAAACACCAGUUAGGCCUUCAAGAACAAAAGAAUUAAGUACACCCUCAGCAAAUGUUCCAAAAACUGCACAACAGGAUACAAAAAGCCAAGAGAAAGCAACAAAGAAGAGUGUAAAAAAAUCUACAGAGAAGUUGGGAUCAGAAGGAGAACCUACAGAAACAACUGAUGGUGAUAGUACAGGGAAAAAAGUAACAAAAAAGGUAGUAAAAAAGGUCACAAAGAAACCAAAAACAAAGUCAGAAGAAGGACUGGAUGAUGGUGCAGAAGACAGUAGUUCUGCUACUAAACAAAAAAAGACUGUAAAAGUUGUUAAAAAAGGUACAAAACCUCCACAAACUCCUGGUACUGCUACAGCUAUUCCUGAAAACCCAUCAUCUAGUACUUCUGAUGCACCAAUUCCACCUAAGAGAAAAACAAAAACCACAACUGCAAAAACAGUAACUAAAAAAUCUGAUGUAGAGCAGUAAUUACAC